Molecule: messenger RNA, 1467 nt
Organism: Oreochromis aureus
Lineage: Eukaryota; Metazoa; Chordata; Actinopteri; Cichliformes; Cichlidae
Product: piggyBac transposable element-derived protein 4-like
Exons: 6
Coding region: 1-1467 (488 amino acids)
Molecular function (GO): zinc ion binding
Source: RefSeq, a predicted model, not a curated record
AUGGCCUACUUUCUGCCAGAGAUAGAGGACUCUGUGAUCGCCAUGACCAACCUCGAAGCGGACAGGCGCAGGCCCGCCAUCGACGGGUGGAAGCCCAUGGGCCGCGUCGAGUUCCGGGCCUACGUGGGGCUGCUGGUGCUCGCCGGCGUGUACAGGUCCCGGGGAGAGGCCUGCGAGAGCCUGUGGGACGCCGAGAGCAGCAGAGAGACCAGACGAGCCAGGCGAGGCGAGGGCGGCGGCCACGGCUACGACAAACUGGCCCCCAUCAGAGCCGUGUGGGACGAGUGGUGCGCGAGGCUGCCCGCCAUGUACCGCCCGGGACCGGAGGUCACCGUCGACGAGAGACUGGUGCCGUUCAGAGGAAGGUGUCCGUUCAGACAGUACAUGCCCAGCCAACCGGCCAGGUACGGGAUCAGACUUGCAUCUUCCAGCUACGCGUGGAAGAUGCAAGUCUACACCGGCAAGCCCGACAAGCGCGGCCCUCCCGAAAAGCACCUGGCCACUCGAGUGGUCGUGGACCUCACCGAGGGACUGGCGCCGGGACGCAACACCCGAGAUCCCAGAGAGCUGCGCUGCAUCAAGGGCAGGGCCGUGGACUCCGUGGAAUCCGUAGAACUCGGCGGCUCCGCGGCACGAGGACAAGGAGGAGGAGAAGGAGGAGGAAGAGGGCCAGACACGAUCAUCCUCUCCUACGUGACCAAGAAGAACAAGAACGUGCUGCUCUUCACCACCGCUCCUCGCUACCACCACCGCUCCGACCCCGAGCCCCGGCCUAGCCGCAGCAGCAGCAACAUGCUGCAUUACAACCGCACCAAGGGAGGCGUCGACAACCUGGACAAGGUCGUGAGCACGUACAGCUGCAGGAGAAAGACCUGCAGGUGGCCCGUGGCCCUUUUCCACAACAUGGUCGACGUGGCGGCCUACAACGCGUUCGUGCUCUGGAGGGAAAUUCACCCCGACUGGAUGGCGGGCAAGCUCAACAAACGAAGGCUCUUCCUCGAGCGGCUGGGCAAAGCGCUCGCGCACCCCAUGAUCGAAGCCAGGGCGUUAGCGCGAGGAGGAGGAGGUGGAGGAGGAGGAGGAGGCCGUGCCGCGGCCCGAGGUACUACUGCUACUACUACUACUACUACUACUGAGGACGACGAUGCCGAUGCUAGUACUACUCGCACGGCUGACGCUACGCCGCGCGACUCCUCUCCGGUCAAGAGGCGAAGGUGCCGCGUGUGUCCCAGAAGCAAAGAUGUCAAGACCAAGAUCCUGUGCCACGAGUGCCGAGCGUACGUGUGCACCAACUGCGCCGUCACGUACUGUCCCAACUGCGCCGCUUCACGCAGUCACGAUACAGGUCUGAUCCAACUGUGUCCUGAGAGCCUUGUGGAGAUGGAGGAGGAGGAGCUGCGGACUGGAUUAGCAGUGCUGGAGGGGGAGACUCUGAGUGCUCUGCAAUACACUGGAUGUUGUCUGUAA